This is a messenger RNA of Acanthopagrus latus (yellowfin seabream), 1892 nucleotides long. Its product is annotated as butyrophilin subfamily 1 member A1-like. The record is from RefSeq and is a predicted model, not a curated record. Lineage: Eukaryota; Metazoa; Chordata; Actinopteri; Spariformes; Sparidae. The coding region runs from base 65 to 1450 and encodes 461 amino acids. The transcript is spliced from 6 exons.
CUUUGGCCGUUUGGCUUUGCUGUGUCAGGCGAGAACAGACUCAGAGAUUCACCAGGACUGCAGGAUGUGUUGCCUAAAUGAAGGAUUUCUCCUUAAAGCUGAGCUCAGUUGCCUCAGAGCUUCAGUUCUCCAUCACACUGUGAUCCUCCUCCUACUGACAGGCUCUUAUAGAGGCCAGGCUCAGAGGGUUCCACCAUCUCUGAGAAUCAUGACGGUAGUUGGUGAAGACGUGGUGCUGCCGUGCCUCCUGGAACCUCCCCUGGAUGCUGUUUCAAAGAGCGUGGAGUGGGGGAGACCUGACCUGGAGCCCAGAUUUGUCCAUGUGUGGCAUGAAGGUCAAGACCACCUGGUGAACCAAAACCCGUCUUACAGAGGCAGAACAUCAGUGUCCAUCGACAAACUGAAGCAGGGAGACCUUUCACUGCUUCUGUCUGCAGUGAAACUCUCUGAUCAUGGACUCUACAGAUGCUACUUUCCCCAAAAAAGUAAAGAAUCCACUGUUGAGCUCAUUGUUGGUUCUGUCGCACCACCAGUCAUAGCUGAGAUAAACAUAAACAGCACUGCAGUGGUUCUACAGUGUGACUCUACCGGCUGGUAUCCAGAACCUGAGGUGUUCUGGCUGGAUGGUGAGGGAAACCUCCUCUCUGCUGGACCUACAGAGACAGUCAGAGGUCCUGAUGACCUCUAUACUGUCAGCAGCAGAGUGACUGUGGAGAAGAGACACAGCAACAGCUUCACCUGUAGAGUCCAACAGAACCACAUCAACCAGAUCAGAGAGACUGAAAUCAAGCUUUCAGCUGUCUGUUUCGACUUCACAUCUUGUUCUGCUCAUGUUGCUGUUCUAGUGGUUUUUGUGCUCCUUGUUAUUCUUGCAGCAGCCUGUGUUGUGUGGAAAUGGAGACAAAACCAAACCAAAGAAAGAAAGAAACAACACGAGGAUCAAACUGAAAGAGAGCAGCUCAUCACAGAGAAGAAGAGAACCGAAGAACUUGAAGAAAAGUUACUGAAGAAAGAGAAGGAACUGAAGAGGAAAGAGGAGACGUUACAGGAGAAAGAGGAGACGCUGAAGAAGACUGAGGACACGAGGAAGAAGAAAGAUGAGAGGUUGAAGAGGAAUGAGGACUUUGAGCAGGAGGUUCAUAAUAAACUGACUGAACAAAGUGAGGAACUGCAACAGCAGAAAGACAAACUGAGACAACAGCAGGAGGUCAUGGAGACAAACAUUAACAAUAUGGAGAAAGAGAUGCAGUCAGUGGAGAAGAUGGCAGAAGGUGAACGAUUCUACAAAAUGAAAGAAAUCACAUUAACUGCCAAAACUCAGCUGAACAAGAGAAAACAAGAAGAUGAAAAUCUUCAGCUACAAACAGAGACAAUAACGAAGAAAACUCAUGAAAUGUUAAAUAUGAUCACAGACAGGAAGAAGGAGGAACCACAAGAAGAAAGUCAGUGAGCAGCUGCAGCAAUAUUCAAUUUAAUAUUUGUUUUAAAGUUUACAAUUAUGACAGUAUUAUGGCUUUGACUGAACCAUAACAUUAUGAUUUAUAACAUUAAAUGUAUUUUUUCUUUCCUUUUUUGCCAAAAACACAUUCAAAGCAUGUGAAACCAUUAAUCAAUGUCCAAGAGUUAGAAAUUCUACAACUUCUUACAAAUGACUGUAUGCAGUAAUUUCAUGGUGUGUGUUUGUGUGUGUAUCUUUUGUGUGUAUAUUUGAUUUAUUAUUGUUUAUUGCCUUGGUUGUGAAGGUAACUGUCCACUGCUUAAAUUGCAUUUAAAUAGUGUGUUUUAUUUUAGGGUGAUGACAUGUUCUGCAGAAUGGUUCAACUCCAUCUUUUUAAUCUGUGAAACAAAGAUUCAAAUAAAAUCAUUUUCUCUGUCCAGAAACAGAAAAUCAA